Molecule: messenger RNA, 2983 nt
Organism: Scleropages formosus (Asian bonytongue)
Lineage: Eukaryota; Metazoa; Chordata; Actinopteri; Osteoglossiformes; Osteoglossidae
Product: TNF receptor-associated factor 4-like
Exons: 7
Coding region: 403-1830 (475 amino acids)
Biological process (GO): positive regulation of JNK cascade; regulation of apoptotic process; regulation of canonical NF-kappaB signal transduction
Cellular component (GO): plasma membrane signaling receptor complex
Molecular function (GO): tumor necrosis factor receptor binding; zinc ion binding; ubiquitin protein ligase binding
Source: RefSeq, a predicted model, not a curated record
GGAAGUUUGUUACUAGUUAAACGAGCCGCCUGCUUGUCUCCGCUGGAAGGAGGGUUUUGUAAACUGCAGCUUUGUACUGCGCCGUCAGCUGGCGCUUCGAGUUAUUUUAAAGAGGGGCCGUAUGUGUGUGCGUGUGUUUGCGGAUCGCGAGCGAUCCGACCCGAGAGUCCGGCGUCUCCGAGACACAGACAGAGAGAGACACAGUCUGCUUGUCCGUCCGUCCGUGGGUCGGUCGUUACCGCACACUCACAACCUAACUCGGAUUCUGACCUACUAGUACUACUAGUCUUUUUUUUUUUUUUAAAGCAGCGCGGCCGCUUUUUACUACACAGCCGCCGCUGCCUUCUGUUCUGGCGACUUUCGAGCGGUUCUUUGCGUGUCGUGUGUCGGGCGCCGUCCGCGAUGCCGGGCUUCGAUUACAAGUUUCUAGAGAAACCCAAGAGGCGCUUCCAGUGUCCUCUGUGCAGCAAGACAAUGAGGGAACCUGUACAGGUUUCUACGUGUGGACACCGCUUCUGUGACACGUGUCUGCAAGAAUUCCUAAGUGAGGGAGUCUUCAAGUGCCCAGAGGACCAGCUGCCCCUGGAUUAUGCCAAGAUCUAUCCAGACCCAGAGCUGGAACAACAGAUCCUGGGACUGACGAUCCGCUGCAUUCACAGUGAGGAGGGAUGCCGUUGGACAGGCCAGGUGAAGCAGUUGCAGGGCCACUUUUCCACCUGCGCAUACAACGUGAUCCCCUGCCCCAACCGUUGCUUGGCCAAGCUGACACGCCGCGACCUGCCGGGCCACCUGCAGCACGAUUGCAGCAAGCGUAGGAUGCGCUGUGAGCACUGUGCUGGCGACUUCACCGGACAGGCAUACGAGGACCACCAGGGUACAUGCCCCCAGGAGAGUGUGUACUGUGAGAACAAGUGUGGAGCGCGGAUGUUACGGCGUCUGCUGACCCAGCACAGUGCGACUGAAUGCCCCAAGCGUACACAGCCCUGCAGGCACUGUGGCAAGGAGUUUGUGUGGGAUACCUUGCAGAACCACCAGUUCCACUGCCCACGAUUCCCAGUGCCAUGCCCACGCAAGUGUGGGGUGGUCAGCGUGGCCAGGGAGGACCUGGCUGCCCACAUGCGAGAUGGCUGUGGCAGCAUCCUUGUGCUCUGCCCUUUUCGGGAAGCUGGAUGCAAACACAGGUGCUCCAAGGUGGCCAUGGGUCAUCACCUGGAGAACAUGGCCAAGGCCCACCUGACGCUGAUGUGUGGGUUGGUGAGCCGCCAAAGGCAGGAGAUUCUUGAGCUGCGGCGACAAGUAGAGGAGCUGUCAUCGGGUCGUGUCGGCACCCUCGUGUGGAAGUUGUGCGACUACACGCGGCGACUGGCGGAGGCGCGACAACGUGGCAACUUGGAGUGUCUGAGCCCCGCCUUCUACAGCCACCGCUAUGGAUACCGGCUGCAGGCUUCAGCAUUCCUGGAUGGAAAUGGGAGUGGUGAGGGUACGCACCUGUCUGUCUACAUUCGCGUACUGCCUGGUGAGUAUGACAGCCUACUGGAGUGGCCCUUCCCCUGUCGUGUCACCUUUUCUCUGCUGGAUCAGAGUGACCCCUCUAUCUCCAAGCCCCAGCACAUCACAGAGACCUUCAGCCCUGACCCAAACUGGAAAAAUUUCCAGAGGCCCCAAGCUGGAGGAAGUAGGGCCUCCCGUGACUCGAUGGAUGAGAGCACCCUCGGAUUUGGCUAUCCCAAGUUCAUCUCCCACGAGGAGAUCCGAAAGAGAAACUACAUCCGAGAUGAUGCCAUCUUCCUGAAGGUCUCUAUAGAGCUGCCUCAGAAGAUCAUUGCCUGAGUCCUUUCUAAUGUUUGUGGGAACACCAAGAGGAGAGUAGAAUCUGGACAAUUACUUGCCACUUGCUGUAACGGGGUGUAAAGAUGUCAAGUGGAUACUGAGCCAAUUUGAUGGGGUUUAUUGUAACCAAAAAAAAAAAAAAAUCCUUGAGUGUUGGUGGAUGCAUUGUACUUUAUUAUUGACAGCAUUUUCACCACUCUUUGUAUGAAGCACUGUGAAAGAGGGUUGGAUAAUGGAGGAAGAGCAUGUGAAGUGUGCUGGGUAUCCCUGCCUAGUUCUUAUCUCAAGAAGAAACGUGGACAGUGGAAAGAGCUGAGUGGAACAGCCGCUCCAAUUCCAUACAGAUGGAGGUAGAAGGAUCAAGACCCAGAUGACACUACUGCCUCACAUGGCACUGGCUCAAAGACCAGUGAACUUUUUUUUUGGCCGAUUCCCUGCACAAUUUGUGUGAAAGGGCAAAGCUGAGGGAGAUACAAGGAGCAAUGAGGAGUAGCAGUAGAAACAUUGCAAAUGGCUCUUUAUAAGGAAGAAUCAAUCCCUGUGGACUCCUCUGUCAAGGGCAAAUGCUUUCAAAUGCUAUCUGUUCUAAUUCUGUAACUGAAGUUGUUCACAGAGCCUUUAUAGCUGCCAAUCAUGUGUUUCAGACCUACUUCCCAGGAAUAUUCAUAAACUGGACAGAAAGGGACUGAAAUGGUUGGAGUCUGGAGUCUGCAGAGCCACCCUUCCCAGGAGGAUUGACAGCUGCCUUAUGUUGGUGCAGUAGGCAGACAGAGGCAUCCUUCUCAGUGUCUAAAUCUGACACUUUAUAGGAUUCACACUUACACAACAUCAGUUCUUAACAGAUGCAUUUACCCACAUCAAAAGUCUUUCCCCCCCUUUCCUCCAGUUACCAACUGCCCAUUUUACUGAAACAAUUGAGAUGAAUGCCUGAGCUCCAGGAAGCAAAAGCACUUCCCUUCCUGGGACCAAAACCUUUUCUAGAACCUUAAAGGUCCUCCCUCCGUUGAGGCCUAAGCCUGGCACAGCUUCAGCUCCUGUGGUGCUACCUGCCCUACCUCACAGCCAGUUUUCAGGGACUUGGUGGACAGUAGUGUGGUGGUGUCUCUCUCUGGCCCCUAUCCAUUGGCAGUGACCUGUAGCAUAUUUCUCAUGU